AUGCCAUGGCUCAUGAAAGCAGAGCCUGAUUCAAGAAUAGUUAAAGGAAAAGAUGUCAAAUUUUCAGUGGAUGAUUUCGAAGCCUUAGGGAUAUCUCAAUGGGAUGGUGUCAGAAAUCACGAAGCUAAGAACAUUAUGAAAGAUCGUAUGAAAGUUGGAGACGAUGUUUUGUUCUAUCAUAGUAAUUGUAAAAUUCCAGGUAUAUUCGCACUUGCGGAAAUUGUUCGUGAAGGGUAUCCAGAUUAUACCGCUUGGGAUCUUGAUCAUCCGUACUAUGAUCCAAAAACGGAUAAGGAGAAACCGACUUGGUACAUGGUCGACGUCAAAUUCCGCUCCCGUUUACUUCAUCCACCCACGUUGGCUCUGAUAAAACAUCUCGCGUCCUCGACAACUCUACCCUCAGAGGUGGAGUAUAUCGGGUCUGAAGGUUUCAAAGCUGUCAAGGAAAUGCAACUUGUCAACCGUGGUAGAUUAAGUGUGCAGCCGGUCACCGAUAAGGCUUAUGAGGUCAUAAAACUGUUAGGAGAGCGAGGAGGUUGGGAAGGUUUAGGCCAACGUAGCAAGGGUUCAAAGGGUAGGAAAGGACAGAGGGAAGACGUGGUUCAAGAAGAAGAUAGACCGGCAAAGAAGACGAAAGGAGGGAGAUCGACUAGGACAUUGCAAUCUAAAACCCCAGACCAGGUUCAUACGGAAACCAACAUCUCGGACCGUGCUCGACGCAAGCGAAAAUCAUGA
This is a messenger RNA of Tremella mesenterica DSM 1558, 735 nucleotides long. RefSeq lists its product as uncharacterized. Gene Ontology annotation, cellular component: nucleus. The transcript is spliced from 9 exons. The record is from RefSeq and is a predicted model, not a curated record. NCBI's taxonomy places the organism in Eukaryota, Fungi, Basidiomycota, Tremellomycetes, Tremellales, Tremellaceae. The coding region runs from base 1 to 735 and encodes 244 amino acids.